AAGUAGAAGCUCUCGAUUGGGUAGUAUUUGGUUUUGGGUAAGAAGAGUUAACCAAUCAGAAUAUGUACAUUCUCUCAGAGGUCCUGCCCCUUCCUCACGUAACUUUUGGUGGCGGGAAAAGCUCACCAGUUUUCGCGCCGGGGCGGGGUCAGCCAAGACAUCUGCGCGGCUCUGGAAGAGGUAGCUGAGGGUUGACAAGCAUGGCGGGGACAGUAGUACUGGACGAUGUGGAGCUGCGGGAGGCGCAGAGAGAUUACCUGGACUUCUUGGAUGACGAGGAAGACCAGGGAAUUUAUCAGAGCAAAGUUCGGGAGCUGAUCAGUGACAACCAGUACCGGCUGAUUGUUAAUGUGAAUGACCUACGCAGGAAAAAUGAGAAGAGGGCUAAUCGCCUCCUGAACAAUGCCUUUGAGGAGCUGGUUGCCUUCCAGCGGGCCUUAAAGGAUUUUGUGGCCUCCAUUGAUGCCACCUAUGCCAAGCAGUAUGAGGAGUUCUACAUAGGACUGGAGGGCAGCUUUGGCUCCAAGCACGUCUCUCCCCGGACUCUGACCUCCUGCUUCCUCAGCUGUGUAGUCUGUGUGGAGGGCAUUGUCACUAAGUGCUCUCUAGUUCGUCCCAAAGUUGUCCGCAGUGUCCACUACUGUCCUGCUACCAAGAAGACCAUAGAGCGACGUUAUUCUGAUCUCACCACCCUGGUGGCCUUUCCCUCUACCUCUGUCUAUCCCACCAAGGAUGAGGAAAACAAUCCCCUUGAGACAGAAUACGGCCUUUCUGUCUACAAGGACCACCAGACCAUCACCAUCCAGGAGAUGCCAGAGAAGGCCCCUGCUGGCCAGCUUCCCCGCUCAGUGGAUGUCAUUCUGGAUGAUGACUUGGUGGAUAAAGUGAAGCCUGGUGACCGCGUCCAGGUGGUAGGCACCUACCGUUGCCUUCCUGGAAAGAAGGGAGGCUACACCUCUGGGAACUUCAGGACAAUUCUGAUCGCCUGUAAUGUGAAGCAGAUGAGCAAGGACAUUCAGCCUUCGUUCUCUGCUGAGGAUAUAGCCAAGAUCAAGAAGUUCAGUAAAACCCGUUCCAAGGAUAUCUUUGACCAGCUGGCCAGGUCGUUGGCCCCCAGCAUCUACGGGCAUGACUAUGUCAAGAAGGCAAUCCUCUGCUUGCUCUUGGGAGGGGUGGAACGAGACCUAGAAAACGGCAGCCACAUCCGUGGGGACAUCAAUAUUCUCCUAAUAGGAGACCCAUCGGUUGCCAAGUCUCAGCUUCUGCGGUAUGUGCUUUGCACUGCCCCCCGGGCUAUCCCUACCACUGGCCGGGGCUCCUCUGGAGUGGGUCUGACGGCUGCUGUGACCACAGACCAGGAAACAGGGGAACGCCGUCUGGAAGCGGGGGCCAUGGUCCUGGCUGACCGAGGCGUGGUCUGCAUCGAUGAGUUCGACAAGAUGUCUGACAUGGACCGCACCGCCAUCCACGAAGUGAUGGAGCAGGGUCGGGUCACCAUUGCCAAGGCUGGCAUCCACGCGCAACUGAAUGCCCGCUGCAGUGUUCUGGCAGCAGCCAACCCCGUCUAUGGCAGGUAUGAUCAGUACAAGACCCCUAUGGAGAACAUCGGGCUGCAGGACUCGCUGCUAUCCCGAUUUGACUUACUCUUCAUCAUGCUGGAUCAGAUGGACCCUGAGCAGGACCGGGAGGUCUCGGACCACGUCCUUAGGAUGCACCGUUACAGGGCACCAGGGGAGCAGGAUGGCGAUGCUAUGCCUUUGGGUAGUGCCGUGGAUAUCCUGGCCACAGAUGAUCCCAACUUUAAUCAGGAAGACCAGCAAGACACCCAGAUUUAUGAGAAGCAUGACAACCUUCUGCAUGGGAACAGGAAGAAAAAGGAGAAGAUGGUGAGUGCAGCUUUCAUGAAGAAGUACAUCCACGUGGCCAAAAUCAUCAAGCCCAUCCUAACACAGGAGUCGGCCGCCCACAUUGCAGAGGAGUACUCGCGCCUGCGCAGCCAAGACAGCAUGAGCUCCGACACAGCCCGGACAUCUCCAGUUACAGCGCGGACACUGGAAACUCUGAUUCGAUUGGCCACGGCCCACGCCAAGGCCCGCAUGAGCAAGACUGUGGACCUGCAGGAUGCAGAGGAAGCCGUGGAGUUGGUCCAGUACGCUUACUUCAAAAAGGUUCUGGAGAAGGAGAAGAAACGUAAGAAGCAAAAUGAGGAUGAAUCAGAGACGGAAGAUGAAGAGGAGAAAAGCCAGGAAGACCAAGCACAGAAGAGGAAGAGGAGGAAGACUCGUCAUCACUCAGAUGCCAGGGAUGGGGAGUCGUAUGACCCCUAUGACUUCAGUGACACAGAGAAGGAAAUGCCUCAAGUGCAAACUCCAAAGUCAGCGGACACACAGGAGGCCACAGAAUCCCAGCAGGUGGAGCUGAGUGAGUCCAGGUUGAAGGCGUUCAAGGUGGCCCUCUUGGAAGUGUUCCGGGAAGCCCAUGCCCAGUCGGUGGGCAUGAAUCGCCUCACGGAAUCCAUCAACCGGGACACAGAAGAGCCAUUCUCCUCGGAGGAGAUCCAGGCAGCGCUGAGCAAGAUGCAGGACGACAACCAGGUCAUGGUGUCGGAGGGCAUCAUCUUCCUCAUCUGAGGAGGCCUCGUGUCUAAACUUUGGAGAUCUGCCGAGAAAGUCCCCACCCUAAUCCCCAUUUUGGUCUUUGCCUGUUUUCCUAUGAGUAACAGUGUUUAAUUGAAUGGAAGCCGAGGGACAUGUCCGGAAGCUGAAUCAGGGCUUGGUGGCAGCUUUGGGAAUGAAAGCUGCCGUGAGGUAGAGUAAAGUGGGAAAAGGCCAAGACUAUUGCUUCUCAUCGCAAAAGACUGGAUCCCCCAACAAAGGACUUCUGAGUAUUUUGGGGCUCAUCUGGUUUUUGUUCAUCCUUUCUGUGUUGUUUGGCUUUUAUUUUCUCCCAAGCACUUUGGUCUAGAGCAGGCUUUAGGUCGUUUUACACUGGUGGAGAGAAGUUCUGGAAGCAAGUCAUGGAGGCCACGAAAGCUUUCUUUGCACAAACACCAGUCAAGACCAAUACGAUGAAUCUUUGACCUAAAUACUCAAGACUUUGAAUAUACUUACCCAUUCUUAUUCUAUGCAUAUGGCCUUAGUACUGUGUGCUGUUAUAGACACAUUUAAUUUUGUUUUUCUUAAGAGCUCUGCCCUACAAGAUUUACUGCUCCUGUAUUUGCAUGAAUCCACCACAAGGUGGCAGCAGGCUACCAUGCACUCUGUGAAGGUUAGGUCUUCAGUCAGUUUUCUUCCUCAGUGACACCAGCAUUUAUCAGUUUAAGUUGUACACACCAGACCCUGCUGAUUUGAAAUAGCUAAAUGGCCACAGGAGGCCAGUGAGUGGAAGUCUAGGAGGAGAAUUGAUUCUCUACUGGCUUCCUGAGCCCGAAUCAAAUCCCCUUCAUGAGAAACAAUACCUGAUAUACUCAAAAUCAUGUGAGUUUUGCCCAUAAAGAGAUUUUUCUUACAGGAUUCUUGUGAAACCACAUACACCUGUGUGUAAAGCCUUUGGGAUUUGUUAGUCUGUACAGAAGUUUGUAGAGGGGCCAGCGCAAUAUUUCUACUGUUGUAUGGUUUGAAUACCUUCUGAAAAACAUUUAAAGUUACUUAAAUUAAAAAUGUGUGAUUUUA
Molecule: messenger RNA, 3671 nt
Organism: Phyllostomus discolor (pale spear-nosed bat)
Lineage: Eukaryota; Metazoa; Chordata; Mammalia; Chiroptera; Phyllostomidae
Gene: MCM3
Product: minichromosome maintenance complex component 3
Exons: 17
Coding region: 201-2630 (809 amino acids)
Biological process (GO): DNA replication; DNA strand elongation involved in DNA replication; double-strand break repair via break-induced replication
Cellular component (GO): nucleus; MCM complex
Molecular function (GO): single-stranded DNA helicase activity; ATP binding; single-stranded DNA binding
Source: RefSeq, a predicted model, not a curated record